Molecule: messenger RNA, 2121 nt
Organism: Patiria miniata (bat star)
Lineage: Eukaryota; Metazoa; Echinodermata; Asteroidea; Valvatida; Asterinidae
Product: neuronal acetylcholine receptor subunit alpha-10-like
Exons: 6
Coding region: 313-1821 (502 amino acids)
Biological process (GO): signal transduction; monoatomic ion transmembrane transport; chemical synaptic transmission
Cellular component (GO): postsynaptic membrane; neuron projection; synapse
Molecular function (GO): transmembrane signaling receptor activity; acetylcholine-gated monoatomic cation-selective channel activity
Source: RefSeq, a predicted model, not a curated record
CUUGUCUCUGUAUCGGUACUAAUACGGAUUUACCGUCUAUACAACGAUCAAGUGGAUGACAUGGGUAUAAAGUUGUUAUUAACUUUAAAUCCAGCAUUUACCGUAUGAGUGUACAAUGACAGCAAACAUCGAAGUAAACGUCCAUUUAGUACGUUGUCGACCGCGAACAGGGGCGUGUAAUGUUGACGUCAUUAUCAGAAAUUACCACACGCGAGGUAUUUUGCUGCACGACUGACGCUCUGUGAUGUGAUUUUGGUUUAUCGCUUAUGAUACGGAUGUACAUGUACAUGGGAUAUUCGGCGUGGUAACACGAUGGCUGACAUGAGGAUUGUGCUUAUCUGGAUUGGAUCCAUGUUGGUAUUGCACAGUGAGUCAAGUCGCGAACCAAGCAACCAGAAUCGGUUACUGAAGGAAUUACUGGAUAACUACGGGUACACCACGGUGCGACCCGUCUACAACUUGUCCCAUCCCACCACGGUAGAAUUAAGACUGACAAUCGUUCAAGUCAUAGAACUGAACGAACGGCACCAAACGAUUGAGAUAGGCGCUUGGUUAACGCAGAGAUGGACUGAUGAGUAUAUGAGAUGGGAGCCGGCGGAUUAUGGUGGAGUGGAUCACCUGUACGUGCACAAAUCGCUGAUAUGGCUGCCAGAUGUAACCAUGUACAAAAAUGUCGACCGCGACUUCGAAAGCUACAAGGACAUCUCCGCGAAGGUGAGUCAUACCGGCUUGGUCAACUGGGCCACCCCUGUCAUCCUCAAAUGCACCUGUACGAUCGACGCCCGCCUGUUCCCCUUCGACACCCAGGUCUGCCAGAUUCGCUUCUCCUCCUGGGCGUUGGACUCGCGCGAACUGAAUCUCACCGAGAUCAAGGAGGAUUCCCGCAAGAAUUUCUACACCGACGUCGGGGUAUGGGAGCUCCUGGAUGUGGUUGUCGAGCGAGAGGAAGUGUCGUACGAUGACGGUACGACUUACGUGGACCUGUCGCACUUCAUCCAUCUCCGGCGCAGACCGCUCUACCACCUCCUUCAGAUCAUCCUGCCCUGUCUGCUGCUGUCACUCCUGAACCUCAUGGUGUUUAUCCUGCCCCCCCAGUCCGGGGAGAAGAUAUCACUGGGUGUGACCAACCUCCUGUCGUUGAUUCUGUUCCAGCAGUUGAUCAGCGGUAACCUGCCGCCGACCGCAAACAACGCCCCGAUCAUCGGGUUUUACUUUACUCCGAUGAUAGCUCUAUCCUGCACCUCCAUCGUGUGCACCGUAGCUGUACUGGGCUUGUUUUACCGGGACAAUCGCCGACCCAUCCCCCGCUGGGUUGUAUACAUCGUGUUUGGUAUCCUCUCCAGGCUAGUAUGUCACCGUACCUCGGGCGAAAUCGCGCCAACCAUCUCUAAAUCUCGGCGUGGAGAGAGUUCCCUCACGCGAGAGCCAGAAAACGUGGAGUCAACGUAUGACUUGACCGACUUGUCCGGAAACUUGACCGAGAACGUGCGGGAAUCCUCGCCGGCCAAGUCGCUCCUCCGCCAGGCAGGGGACUGGGACGAGACCCGCUGCAGACCCUACGACGCCACCAAGCAGCUGUGCACGGUGUCCCACUCGAAGACACACGAUUCGCCCGUCAUGAGAGCCAGAAAGCGCGUGUGUGAUGGCGAGUCUGAGACUCGACUGAAACGGCACCAGACUCGUCCGUUGCCAAGCAGCCAUACUUGGCGGGAAGUAGCAGUAGUGAUCGACAGAACAGCUCUCAUGCUGUCUCUGCUUAUAACUCUGUGUUCAAUUGUAACUUGUGUGGUCUCGUUCAUAAUUAGUUUUCAUUCUGAGUAACAUGGAAUGUAACUUGCGAUUUCACCAUUAAAUUAUAAACCUAUUGCAGCAGUUAAACAAAAUUCAUUCUUGGCUGUAAAUGAGAAAAACGGUCAAGCAGGGCACUUGUUACGGAAAGUUGCAGGCAGUAUGCAAUUCGUUUGCGUGGACCCAUUUUUUUCAGCAACAAUACGCCGAGUUCCCGGCUUGAGUCACUUCGUUUUAAAACCCAGAGUGUGAGACAUUUUCAUGUCGCAAUUUCUCUGAGCAAUCCCCUAGGGAAGAUUGAUUUAUACAAUUUAAUAUACAGUUGUAUCAUUA